This is a messenger RNA of Colletotrichum karsti, 849 nucleotides long. RefSeq lists its product as uncharacterized. The transcript is spliced from 2 exons. Bases 1 to 849 code for a protein of 282 amino acids. Lineage: Eukaryota; Fungi; Ascomycota; Sordariomycetes; Glomerellales; Glomerellaceae. The record is from RefSeq and is a predicted model, not a curated record.
AUGGCGUUCGCCUUGAAGUUCCUCCAGUGGUUCGUCCGCGGAGUCCAAUUCGGCUCUUCGGCCCUCAUCCUCGCCAUCUUCUCCUACUUCCUCGCGACCCUGCACAACCACUCCCUGCCGAUAUCGACCUCGAUCCGCGCCGUUGAGGGCAUCUCGGGCGCCGCCACCCUCUACACCCUCAUCGGUCUGCUCCUGUUGUGCUGCCUCGCGGGUCACGCCUUCACCUCGUUCAUCGCCAUCGUCCUUGACGUCGCCUUCAUCGCCGCCUACAUCUAUGUCGCCGUCGCCAACAAGGACGGCGCAAACUCGUGCUCCGGCACUGUGAACACUCCCUUCGGCACUGGCCCCGCCGACGGUGAGCCGACGAACACCGGCAGCGACGGCUGGACUCAUCUGCCUAGCCUUCGCACCGCUUGCAAACUGCAGUCUGCCUGCUUGGCCGUCUCCAUUGUCGCGAUCAUCUUCUUCAUCAUCUCCAUCCUGGUCGAAGUCGCAUUGGCCCGCCACCACCGCAAGGAGAAGCGCUUUGGUCCAAGCCCUAAGAACAACUACACCUCGGGCUCCGGCGCCAAGUUCAGCUUCCUGAACAGCUUCCGCCGCCGCGGCCGCCAGAACACGGCUGCCAACGACAACGCCCUCCCUGUGCACACCAGCCCCGACCAGGUUCGGAACAGCUACGCCACGGAGACCACGGCCGUGGCUCACGAGAGCGGCUACCCCAAGUACGAGGGCGCCUACGGCAACACCACCACCGCUUCUGGCGGCGGCUACGGUUACGGCCACGAGAAUGGCACCACGGCGCCUCCUGCGGGAUAUCGCUACAACGACGGUACCUACGACAGAGUCUAG